Molecule: messenger RNA, 483 nt
Organism: Cyclocybe aegerita
Lineage: Eukaryota; Fungi; Basidiomycota; Agaricomycetes; Agaricales; Hemipholiotaceae
Source: the annotation of a GenBank genome assembly
AUGGACUUGCCACCUCACAAUGGUCCUCGUAAAACCUUGGCCGACUUCCCAAAACCACCCUUGUACACCCCGAAAGACCAUUUGGGACGAAAAAUCGAACUUGUAAUGUUCGGCUUCCCCAUCAACCAGGAAUACCUCCUCGACUUCGUGAAUCGAUACAAUCUCUUCCCGGACGCCAACGAGAUGGAUCGCACUUCCAAUGGUCUCAUUCACCUUGCGGCUGUCGCUGGGAUACAGUUGAACACAUGUUUCAUUGCUCUAAAAGAUGAUGGAAAGCACAACAGCAAAUCCCUCGAUUUUGCUGUUGUCAUUGCGUCCAACCGAACUCGGGCCCAUCUUAAUCGAAUGAACACCUACCCUCACUUCGAGCGCCUGGCACGAUUUCUUGGUCUCCCACCCGACGCCGCCACUUGGGUUUUCCCGGAAGAAAGAUCAUCACGGGCAGCACGAGCACUGAAGGAGGAAAGGAACAAAAUCAUUUGA